CUUUAAAAACAAAAUGAUCAUGCCUGCAUUCUUGCCGCCAUCCCAAUUAUUAUGUCAAUUCGAACGCCCUCAAAGCGCUUAGACAGCGCAUCAGGUCUCGCCAACGAGCCAGAAAACCAUGAAACCGCCGCUCAGCCGCGGAUGGCCCGCUCCCUCCUCCUCGGCCUCUCCUGGCUGGACCGCUUCCUGGCUCUUUUCGUCCUAAUAGCCAUGAUUCUCGGCGUGAUAAUAGGACACUACGCCAACAACGUCCAAGCCGUGCUCACAGGUACCACCCUCAAUGGCGUAUCAAUACCCAUCGUGAUCGGUUUACUCGUCAUGAUGUGGCCGAUUCUCACGAAAGUCCAAUAUGAACGCCUUCCAACCCUCUUCCGCAUGGUCCAUAUCUACCGCCAAAUCCUCAUCUCCAUCGUCCUCAACUGGAUCAUCGGACCAUUCGUCAUGCUCGGUGUCGCCUGGGCCACACUUCCUGAUCUCCCUACCUAUCGCAUCGGCGUCAUCAUGGUCGGUCUGGCGCGCUGCAUCGCAAUGGUGAUGAUCUGGAAUCAACUGGCCCACGGCGAUCACGAUUAUUGUGCCAUCCUCGUUAUCAUCAAUUCUGUCCUCCAGAUCAUCCUCUACUCCCCCAUGUCUCUCUUCUUCAUUAAUGUGAUCUCUGGAGAGAAGACCUUCCGGCUGGAAUACGGCCCGACGGCCAUCGCUGUACUCAUCUACCUCGGUAUUCCCCUCGCGGCGGGCAUCCUGACCCGCUUCCUCGUCAUGAAGAUGAUCGGUCGGACCAACUUUGAGACCAAGUUCCUGCCCUAUUUUGGACCUCUGGCGCUGGUUGGGCUCCUCUACACUAUCAUUCUCAUAUUUGCCGAGCAAGCCAACCGCAUCAUCGACAACAUUGGCGACGUCUUCCGCGUCUUCGUCCCGAUGAUCUGCUAUUUCGUGAUCAUGUGGGCUGGGACCUUCUUCCUUAUCUACUGGCUGUCCAGGCGCAAAGGCGGUGCCGAAAAGUACGGCUAUGAAAUGGCCGUCGUGCAGGCAUUCACCGCAGGAUCCAACAAUUUCGAACUCGCCAUUGCCGUCUGCAUCGCGGUGUACGGUGUGGAAUCAGACCAAGCGCUGGCCGCUACCAUCGGCCCUCUCGUUGAGGUUCCGGUCCUCCUCGCCCUCAGCUACGUGUCGCUGCUGUUCAAAUCGCGCCUAAGCUGGAGCGAAAAGGGCUCAGAAAUCAACCUGUCGGUGUGCCACGUGUGAUAGAUAUAGAUAGAUGCAUUGAAAAAUCAAAUUCAGGCA
Messenger RNA from Kockovaella imperatae, 1284 nucleotides. RefSeq names its product putative arsenite transporter. Gene Ontology annotation, molecular function: arsenite transmembrane transporter activity; antimonite transmembrane transporter activity; antiporter activity. The record is from RefSeq and is a predicted model, not a curated record. The transcript has 8 exons. Gene Ontology annotation, biological process: antimonite transmembrane transport; arsenite transport. NCBI's taxonomy places the organism in Eukaryota, Fungi, Basidiomycota, Tremellomycetes, Tremellales, Cuniculitremaceae. The coding region runs from base 52 to 1245 and encodes 397 amino acids. Gene Ontology annotation, cellular component: plasma membrane.